UAUCAACUUCAGUAAAUGUUAAAACUCAGAGCUGCAUGAAGCUUGAGUCAGAUAAAAAAGGGCGGAUGAUUUUUCCAAGUUUUUUUUAGCGCAGUCGUGGAUAUUGUAAUUCAGUUUAGUGUUAGAGUAAGUUAGGUACGAUAAGUGAAUGUAAAGAAAUUCAAGUAUAAAUUCAACAAAAAAUAAUAAACACUUAUCUCAUAUUCUCGGUGAUACUUUAAUCAAAUAUUACAUUUAUUACUUGGUAAUUUUUUAUAUCAAACUAUUGUACUUGAAUCAAAACCAAGGUGUGCAAAGUGCCGAGAUGUCUUAUGAAACAAGAUAUAUUUUUGCUGCUUUACCGCGUACCCAGCGUGGAGCUCCUUUAGUUCUUGGUGGUGAUCCUAAAGGAAAUAAUUUUUUAUACACUAAUGGAAAUAGUGUAAUCAUUAGAAAUAUUAAUAAUCCAGAAAUUUCUGAUAUUUAUACAGAACACUCAUGUCAAGUCAAUGUUGCAAAAUAUUCACCAAGUGGAUUUUAUAUCGCUUCAGGAGAUCAAUCUGGAAAAGUUAGAAUUUGGGACACAGUAAAUAAAGAACAUAUAUUGAAAAAUGAAUUUCAUCCAAUUGGUGGUCCUAUAAAAGACAUUGCCUGGUCACCAGACAAUCAAAGGAUGGUGGUCGUUGGAGAGGGUCGUGAAAGAUUUGGCCAUGUUUUCAUGGCAGACACAGGAACUUCCGUUGGAGAGAUAUCGGGCCAAAGUAAAUCUAUCAACUCUUGUGAUUUUAAGCCUAGCAGACCAUUUAGAUUAAUAACAGGAAGCGAAGAUAAUACAAUUGCCAUAUUUGAAGGUCCACCAUUUAAAUUUAAAAUGACCAAACAAGAGCACUCAAGAUUCGUUCAAGCAGUACGUUAUGCUCCAGCAGGCAAUUUGUUUGCUUCGGCUGGUUUUGAUGGUAAAGUUUUUCUUUAUGAUGGUAAUACAUCUGACUUUGUUGGGGAAAUUGGUUCACCAGCUCAUCAAGGAGGAGUUUAUGGAGUCGCUUGGAAACCAGAUGGAACUCAAUUAUUAACUGCAUCGGGUGAUAAAACUUGCAAGUUAUGGGACGUAGAAACACGUACAGUAAUAACUGAAUUCAACAUGGGAUCAACAGUUGAUGAUCAACAAGUGAGUUGUCUUUGGCAAGGAGAACAUUUACUAUCAGUAUCUUUAAGUGGCUUUAUCAACUAUCUAAAUGUUAAUGAUUCAUCUAAACCGAUAAGAAUUAUUAAGGGCCACAAUAAACCAAUUACAGUAUUGACUUUAAGUCCAGAUCGAGAAACAAUUUAUACAGGGUCUCAUGAUGGUUACGUAACCAAUUGGAACGCAAAGACUGGAGAAAACAAUCGAGUUUCUGGUAUAGGUCAUGGAAAUCAAAUAAAUGGCAUGAAAGCUACUGGAAAUUUACUCUACACUGCUGGUAUUGAUGAUACUAUUAGAGCUAUUGAUAUGGCUACCAAUACUUAUAGUGAAGCUUUAACUGUUAAACUUGAUUCUCAACCGCGUGGACUUGAUGUGUAUAAUGAUAUUGUCAUUACUGCAUCAAUUCGUCAAAUAAACUUGACACAAGAAGGUCGAAAAGUAUCUAAGCUUCCAAUCGAUUAUGAAGCAUCCUCAGUGAGUGUAAAUCAAGGAAAUGGUGAUGUAGCUGUUGGGUCAUCAUCUGAUAAUAAAGUUUAUAUUUAUAAUCAAUCAGGAACCAAUCUGGUUUUCAAAACCGAAUUAGAACAUCUUGGACCAGUAACUGACGUUGCAUACAGUCCAGACCAUAAAUAUUUAGUGGCAUGUGAUGCCAACAGAAAAGUCGUUCUCUAUGUUGUGCCUGAAUAUAAGCUCGCCCAUAAUAGGGAGUGGGGCUUUCAUAACGCCAGAGUGAAUACCGUUGCGUGGAACACAGACUCUACAAUGGUAGCUAGCGGAAGUUUGGAUACUACGAUUAUCAUUUGGAGUGUAACGAACCCUGCGAAACAUACCAUUAUUAAAAAUGCCCAUCCUCAAAGUCAAAUUACACGCCUGGUGUGGCUCGAUGAUGAGAAUUUAAUUUCCGUUGGCCAAGACUGCAAUACUAAAUUAUGGCGCGUUGAAAAAAUUUAAAUAUCAAAAAAAUUAUAACAUAUAUAAAUGAUUGAUGGAAGCUUUGAGUGAAU
Messenger RNA from Chelonus insularis, 2166 nucleotides. It is a transcript of the gene flr, whose product is annotated as actin-interacting protein 1 flr. Gene Ontology annotation, biological process: locomotion; actin filament depolymerization; sarcomere organization. Gene Ontology annotation, molecular function: actin filament binding. The coding region runs from base 305 to 2113 and encodes 602 amino acids. Lineage: Eukaryota; Metazoa; Arthropoda; Insecta; Hymenoptera; Braconidae. Gene Ontology annotation, cellular component: cortical actin cytoskeleton. The record is from RefSeq and is a predicted model, not a curated record. The transcript is spliced from 11 exons.